Messenger RNA from Morus notabilis, 1201 nucleotides. RefSeq names its product bifunctional epoxide hydrolase 2. NCBI's taxonomy places the organism in Eukaryota, Viridiplantae, Streptophyta, Magnoliopsida, Rosales, Moraceae. The transcript is spliced from 5 exons. Gene Ontology annotation, molecular function: hydrolase activity. The coding region runs from base 53 to 988 and encodes 311 amino acids. The record is from RefSeq and is a predicted model, not a curated record.
AACCCAAAAAAAGCCAUUGUCUAGCCAAAAAAAAAAGGGGGGGUGUCUGGCGAUGGAUCAAAUACAGCACAAGUAUGUGGAAGUUGAAGGACUAAAGCUUCACGUAGCUGAGAUCGGAACGGGUCCAAACGUCGUCGUAUUCCUGCACGGGUUCCCGGAGAUAUGGUACUCGUGGCGGCACCAGAUGAUUGCUCUGGCCAAGGCCGGGUUCCGUGCGAUUGCGUCCGAUUACAGAGGGUACGGACUGUCCGACCCGCCUCCCCAACCCGAGAAGGCUUCCCUGUCUGAUUUCGUGAACGAUAUUAUUGGAAUAUUAAACGCACUCGCUAUUCCUAAGGUGUUCCUGAUCGGAAAAGACUUUGGAGCGAUACCAGCUUACGUACUGGGGCUUCUACACCCAGAGAGAGUUAUAGGAAUUAUCACCAUGGGAGUGCCUCACACUCCUUUAGUUCCCUCUGCAUACCACAAGUCCCUGCCUGAAGGUUUCUACAUUUCAAGAUGGCGGGAACCUGGACGGGCUGAAGCUGAUUUUGGCCGUUUCAACGCCAAAACAGUUGUGCGGAACGUUUACAUCCUCUUCUCAAAGAGUGAAGUGCCAAUAGCAGCAGAGAACCAAGAGAUCAUGGACUUGGUUGACCCCUCUACUCCUCUCCCACCUUGGUUCACCGAGGAAGAUCUCACAAACUAUGGAGCUUUGUAUGAGAAAUCGGGGUUUAGAACCGCGUUGCAAAUUCCUUAUAGAUCUUGUGGUGAAGACUUGAACAUAACAGAUCCUGUAGUCAAUCACCCUGCACUUUUCAUAAUGGGAGGCAAAGAUUAUGUGUACAAGUUUCCGGGGAUGGAGGAUUACAUAAACAGUGGAAAGGUGAAAGAGCUUGUCCCCAAAUUGGAUAUUGUGAUUUUGCCAGAAGGAACACAUUUUGUGCAGGAGCAAUCACCUGAGGAGAUCAACCAGCUGAUCCUCAACUUCCUUGCUAAGCACGUCUGAUUGCCUAACCUUAAAUAACGUUUUUAGCUGUCCUGGGAAUAUAUACGUAUAAUGUAUUCCAUAGCCAAAGUCAAGGAUAAAAAUUGUCUGCUUAUGUUGUGUGGCAUGUGAUUUAUGCCUUCAAAUAUUAAACCAAAGGGGACCCUUUGUGUAUCAAUAAGAAUGCAUAAAUAUCAAAAUUGUCGAGAAAUGCUAAUGUCACUUUUUCUGUCA